CUACAAGGCCCGCCCACUCAGUGACGCAGAACAGUGUAACUUCCGUAAAGCUCUGAAUACGCAAUUCAACGCGUGGUUAUCUUAGCAGUGAUAGAGAACAGGAUUGUGACGUCUGAAGAGGAAAAAAAAUUCACAGAAUGCUAUCCAGAAAACUGGGCCAAGAGUUGGGGCGACCAACUCAUUCCCUCUCCGGGUGGCUGAUUAGCAAGUUCCUGAAGAAGCAUAACCAGAUCCUAGAGGAGAAUGCAGUGAAGCUGUGUGAGAUCCAGCCUGAUGAUACAGUGUUGGAGCUGGGACAUGGUCCAGGCCUGGGUUUACAGGUAGCUGUCCAGCUCCUCACAGGGCCUGGAGGAAAGCUGCUUGGGGUGGAUUACUCCAAGUACAUGCAUCGCAUGGCCUCAGAGAGGAUGCAGGAGCACAUAGCCAGUGGGAAAGUGACUCUGCACUGCUGUGACGUAGCAGCAAUGCCAUUAGAAGACAGCAGUGUGGAUAAAGUUUUCCACUGCAAUUGCUACUACUUCUGGCCUGACCUGAAGGCAGUAACCUCGGAGAUACACCGAGCGAUGAAACCAGGUGCACUCAUGGUGACGACCCUCAGACUGGAUCGUGUUGUUACACUUGCAUCUAAGAAAGUGUUUCCUGGAGAGAACUGGCGACCUGAAGCCUACAUGGAGGCGCUGCAGUCCUGUGGUUUUGCAGACGUUCGAAUGGAGAACAGAACAGAGAAGCUCAUCCCAUUUCAAACAAUUUAUGCCAUUGCUGCGAAGUAAAGCAGGAACAGAUCUAGCUGUCUGUCUGUGCCUGUCACUUACACUUUCUCCCCUCCCCUCAUCCAUAUAUAUAUAGACAAUUCUAAAGGGUUCACAAAUUUUCAAGCACCAGUGUGUGUUUGUGGUAAUUUACUGUUUUCUGUAUUCAAGUUCUUAUUUUAUUUCUUGUACCAUUUUAUUCAAUGUUCAGCAUUUUAGUCAACGCAGAUAGUUUUAAAUGUGCUUUCUAAAUAAAUCCUACUUAUUAUUA
This is a messenger RNA of Ictalurus punctatus (channel catfish), 1020 nucleotides long. RefSeq lists its product as uncharacterized. The transcript has 3 exons. Gene Ontology annotation, biological process: sterol biosynthetic process. Gene Ontology annotation, molecular function: sterol 24-C-methyltransferase activity. Gene Ontology annotation, cellular component: endoplasmic reticulum. The record is from RefSeq and is a predicted model, not a curated record. Lineage: Eukaryota; Metazoa; Chordata; Actinopteri; Siluriformes; Ictaluridae. The coding region runs from base 138 to 770 and encodes 210 amino acids.